CAGUCAGUAAAACUAAAAUAUUAUGAGUGCACUGAACACAGCCAUAUAAACAAACGAGUUUUUUAUUUAUAUCAAAAAGUGUUUUAUUUAUUUUCAAUACAAUGUCGGCAUAUGAUAAUGUUAGAGUUGGAAAAUUGGUGUUAAAGGGUGAAAAGCCGAAAAAGUCAAAGAAACACAAACGUGACAAGGAGCACAAAGACAAGGACAAGGCCAAAAAACGCAAAACUGAGGUAGAUGAGGAUGCACUACGGCAUGGCGGCUGGUGGUUGGCAAAAAGUACACCAGAAAUCACUGGCGCAGUGGCAAUAGAGUUUGGCGAACGUGCUUACUUAAAAGCGCUGGAUAAUGGACUAUUUACGCUAGGUUCGCCGCACAAUGAAGGCGAAGGUCCGGACCCAGAAGAAGUCUUUACAGCAUUUUCCAUAAACGAGACAAAGAUAUCAAUUAAGUCUGGUUAUGGCAAGUAUUUGAAAAUAGAAAAAGACGGUAUGGUUACGGGACGUUCAGAAGCGGUUGGCAGUAUGGAACAGUGGGAGCCAAUAUUUCAAGAUGGUAAAAUGGCUUUGUUAUCUGAAACCGGCUUUUUUAUGUCAAUCGAUCCAGAAGAUGAUGCAUGCGUAGCGUUACGCAGAAAAGUGACCGAACAUGAAAUUUGUAAUAUACGUUGUAAUGCACAACGUGAAGCAGAGGAGGACGAGGAACCUAAAGAAGAAAAGGGCGACCUAACAGAAGUGGAGAAAAAUUAUGUCAAAAAGUUUCAGAAGUUCCAGGACAAAAAGUUGCGCAUCAAUAAGAAUGACAUCAAAGAACUCGAAGUGGCAAAAGAGCAUGGCACUUUACAUGAAGCUUUAUUAGAUCGCCGUAGUAAAAUGAAGGCGGAUCGAUAUUGUAAAUAAAUAUUUAGAGCAAUUAUGAAAACUUCUUAGUUGAGUGGUAUUAUAAAAUUGAUGUAUAGCUCACAAGGGUUAUUUAAGUUGUGAAAUAAAUUAAAAUGACGAAAAGUA
Messenger RNA from Zeugodacus cucurbitae (melon fly), 1004 nucleotides. It is a transcript of the gene FRG1, whose product is annotated as protein FRG1 homolog. Gene Ontology annotation, molecular function: actin filament binding. The coding region runs from base 102 to 896 and encodes 264 amino acids. Lineage: Eukaryota; Metazoa; Arthropoda; Insecta; Diptera; Tephritidae. Gene Ontology annotation, cellular component: nucleolus; catalytic step 2 spliceosome; striated muscle dense body. The record is from RefSeq and is a predicted model, not a curated record. The transcript has 4 exons.